GUAGUGCUACCCGAACUGGCCAACAUACGCGUUGCGGCUUAUGAAGAGGGAGGGAAGUUUCUAGGACAUCGUGUUCUUCCCGUCAUUGGGUUGUGCCCUGGGUAUCGUCAUGUGAAUCUACGGACCGAAUUGGGUCAACCAAUAACACUAGCAUCCCUCUUUCUGUACAUCGUGGUUAAGGACUAUGUGCCAGACGAUCUAUCGAAUUUUGCAGAGGCAUUAGCUAAUCCAAUUAAAUACCAAAGUGAACUUGAAAAACGUGACAAACAAUUGGCUGUGCUCACCGAGGGCACGGAACCGAUUUCAUCAGAGGAUAUCAACUCAUUCGUUUUUGUACAAGUAGGUGGUCAGAAAAAAGAGCUUCGUCCAUUUGAGUCCACAACAAUGAGCCCCAAGCACCGACCCAGCAUCAUAGCCGCUACCGUAACCAAUGUAGAAGUAUCUUCAGGAGUUGAGCAAGACACCGCAGAUGCGAUCACAACAGCUGGACCAGGGUUCACACACCAACAUUCGCUCGAGUCGACUGCGCAAACAUCUAUGCGGCAAGUGGAAUCGUCACAGUUCGAUUUAGAUUUAGUGCAUGCAGAGCCAUUGGAUAAGAUAUUAGACCACAAGAUGGUGCGUGAGAAGCGGUUUGAAAUGGAAAAGAAAUUGGAAUCGCUCCGUAAAAAACAUGAUAAGGAGAAGAUCAAAAUCGCAAUGCAAAAGUCUAGUCCAAUAGAUGGAAACAAGAAGGCAAUGUUUAACAUUGCCACCAAGCUAAAGAAACGGCUCAGCAAUAGAAGUCUUAACUGUAUUUCUUUUAGUGAUACGGGCGCGGAGGUGCCGCCUUGUUUGCCGGAUAUUGGGAAUAUAAAUGAAGUCUGUACUGACGGGGCCACUUGUAUUGAAGGAGAAAGUCCAUCGCUGGGAACACGCUCCCAACAGGAGAGAAUGCUUUCCUCUUGCAGGGAGUAUUCUUCGCAGAUGCGUGAUAUUCAGGAGAAGUACCAUGAGGUAAUCUAUGCGUUAGCGGAAAAGGUGUUGCGAAAUUCACAAGCAAACCAAAUUAAGCAACUUAAAGCGUCCUUGGAUCGAGUAACUUCUGAAGUAAUGCAUCAAUUGCAGGAGGCACGACGAACGGAGGUAAAGAAUUUGUCUUCCGUACAUCGGGAUCGCGAUGAGUUGGUUAGAAUGAAACGUGAAGUGGCCAGCUCAGUGGUAGAACGCGGUGUGGCAGAACGAGUACGUUUGAAGCAGACCUACGACAAACGAACCGAUGACCUGCAAAAACAACAUGAAUUGGUGCGCAACGCACUAGCGGAGCACCGUAAUAAGGCCCGACAAAUAUUUGAAAAGGAAGCCGAAUCUCGCACCUGUGUCGUUAGCAAUGGAUUCCUAAUUCUAUUCCAGGCGUCUAGUAAUGCCGGUGGGGAUGCUCCAUCUACAUCUGGCGCAAGCAAUAACCUCACAUUGAAUUUAAACGGUGGAAAUAUGAUUUCUCCUGCGCGCUCUAGUAACAGUCUCACGAGUAGCAUUGGUGGUAAGAAUAAAGAUGUUUUGGAUAGCGGUAGCGAUGAAACUGGUUCCAACGCCUGUGCUGACUCUGCGGCCGGUGUUUAAACACCCUCUGAUAUAACAAUAAUACAGUAUUUAGUCUUGCAAAUUUAAAGCAAGGCGGAAGGAAUAUAUUUUUGCGUAUAAGUAUAGUGUAAUGGAGGAGUAAUAACAAUCAGUUACUAACUAUACACGUACGUAUAUGUAAAUGGAACUAUGAGAAGCAUUGAGAUGAAAUUACUAAUGUUAAAAAUAUCUAAAUUUUGUUUGUGCAUUAAAUAUGUAGAAAUAAAAUUCUACUUAAUAUGUGUUUGUAGACUAAGAUUAAAAUUACCUUCGUUAGACUUGAAGUACAUAUACACAUACAUACAGCGUUUGCCAAAUGAGACCUACCGCAGCAGGUACAUGGUUUGCCUAGCCAUGUGCGCACUCGCUCCAUCUUGUGGGAACCACAAAUUAGGACGUGCGCUGCCGUUGGCCGCAACAAGUUGUCAGUAAUUGUUCUAUAAGAAGCCCCCAGAAAUCGUUCUGGCGUUUCAUCCUCAAUCUCGAAGAAAUAUAGGCCGAUAACUCUUUCGGCCAUAACACCGCACCAAACAGUGCAUCCGGAUUGGGGUACCUGAUGCUGGUGUGUUGCCCUUUGAUUUACAGAGCUCCAAAAUCUACAGUUUUGCUUAGAAAUGUGAUUCAUCCGGCAUCAAAACAUUACCUAAAAUAUCAAUUUAUGCGGCAAAUUGUGUAAAACGCAUAGCGUAUUGUAGUCGUUGUUGGUGGACUGUAAGUAUCCAUUAUGAUUUUCUUAGAGAUUAAUUAUGACACAAAGAAAAUAACAAUGAUUCUAAAAAUAAAGAAGUUAUACGUGUUAAACAUUGGUAGGUCUUAUUUAGCCCACCCUGUACAUGCACUUGUGGUCAGCUGAUUAAGUCAAGUGACAUUUUGACUAUUAUUAUGGUGUCCAGAAUUUCAAAGAACAAUAGAAUAACAUUCGACAGUAUCAAAAACAGACAGUAUCAGGGAGGCUCAUAAAUUUCAACUCCAAACAUGAGAUGAAAACAAUUCUAAAUACGGCUAGCAAUUUUAAAAGAAGAGUUCUCUCUCUUCUCUUGCUAGAAAAAGGUAAUGCAUCCCCGUUUUCCCAAUGGGAAGCUAAGAUAUUAAGUUGUGUUUUGUUGUACGUUUUGUAAAUAAUUAUUUGUAUAUGUAACCAUAUUGUGUUCUUUGCAGUCCUGAAGAUGCCUUUAGAUUACAGGCGAAAUAUCGAUAGUAAUAAACAAAAAGGAAUAUAAGACAUCCAAUUGCUUUAUUUACCAUCGGCCUAGAGCUCAAAAAGCAAUCAAAAGAUUACAAUAAACGGCCAGAAAACAAACCUAACCGAAUUCAACAAACUUUAACAUUUACACCCAAAAAUUUUAAAAUUUUUAUAAAAAAAUUUUAGUAAAAUUUGAGGUAGGGAAUUUUACAGCCCAUUAAAUUUUAGUUGGUAAAAGUGCAAAUUUUAAAACGCUAGAAAAUCUCGUUUACUUUUAAUCAUUUUUUUUUGUUGACGAUGUUAGGCAUUUUCCUCCAUAUAAAAGUAAUCGUCGACCAUACUUUAUAUCACAGCUGGGCAGCAUCUGCGCCCAUACAUAUACACGCUCUGCUUGGGAAGGCUGCGAAAACUUCAUUCAACCGCACGACUUGUUCGCACGCACACAACAAAAAAUACUCUGCCGAAACUGCCCACCUCUGUUUUAUAUGGAAAAAAUGCUUAACCCCGUCAGCCAAAAAAAAAUAUUAAAAGUCAAGCGACUUUCUAUCGUCUUC
Rhagoletis pomonella (apple maggot) is the source of this 3339-nucleotide messenger RNA. RefSeq names its product 1-phosphatidylinositol 4,5-bisphosphate phosphodiesterase classes I and II (gene Plc21C). The record is from RefSeq and is a predicted model, not a curated record. NCBI's taxonomy places the organism in Eukaryota, Metazoa, Arthropoda, Insecta, Diptera, Tephritidae. Gene Ontology annotation, biological process: lipid metabolic process; phosphatidylinositol-mediated signaling. Gene Ontology annotation, molecular function: phosphatidylinositol-4,5-bisphosphate phospholipase C activity.